GGAGAUGAAUAUAUACUUACGUUCCCGAGGGCUCCGCAGAAACCCGGCCUAUCAUAAGAUAUAUUCUGGUGUUAACUGAAAACAUGAUAUAUGAUUUAGCUGGAAAGUAGAUUACUUUUCUGUUUGUCACCCAGUCGCAGCUUGUUCGUUUCUUCGUCUACUUACUAAAGACAUCUAAGCAGCACAAGAAGAACAACACAGAAGCAUCUACCUCUACUGCGUAUAAGCAUGGCAUCCACAGAGACGCGGAAACCAAUCGGCAUCGCCGUAAUCGGGUUCGCCGGCAUCAUUGGGCGCCGACACACCGCGCACGUUAUCUCAAAUCCGUCCGCAGCCCUGCUAGCCGUCGUCGACGGCGCGCCGGGCGCAUCUGACUUGGCCGCCCAGCUAGCGCCCGGCGUGCCUUUCUUCCAAACCGUGACGGAAAUGCUCUCAACCACAGUUCCAGACGCUGCAAUCGUGUGCACCCCCAACGCACACCAUGUCACAGUGGGUCUAGAGCUGGCCGAUGCCGGCGUACAUCUACUCGUGGAGAAACCACUCGCCGAGGCCAAGGCCUCGGCGCGCACACUCGUUGAUCGCGUGCGACAGAAAGGCGUCAAGUUACUCGUGGGUCAUCACCGGCGCUUCAACCCAUACGUAGUCGCCGCGCGGAAGGUACUUAAGACAUCAGACGAGAAACCGGGGGCACCAGGCGUGGGGUUAGUCACGGCGGUUUCCGGCUUGUGGACGACAUACAAGCCUGAUGGUUAUUAUGCCGCCGCGCCCUGGCGGCGCAGCAGGCAGUUGGGUGGCGGGCCCGUCAUGAUUAAUUUUGCGCACGAAGUUGAUACCCUGCAGCAUCUGCUCGGGCCUAUCACGCGCGUGAGCGCGGAGAAGAUGCGGAGAAGGUACACCUCUGAGGAGGGCGAUGCGAACGCAGUAGAGGACGGGGCAGCAUUGACGUUGCGCUUCGAGUCGGGCGCCGUGGGAAGUUUUAUUCUAUCCGACGGCGUCGUUUCGCCGCACAACUUCGAGGCAGGCACGGGUGAGAACCCGCUGUUGCCUCGCGCGAGGCGGCCACGCCAUGGUCAUCUUGACGACAUCGAUGAAAUCGAAUCCGAGCCUGUCGAUGUUUAUAGGAUAUUCGGUGCCAAUGGCACGCUGAGUGUCCCAGAUAUGACUCUCUGGACAUGCGGAGAUAAGCCCCGGAGCUGGGAGAAUGAGUUGCAAGUCCAACGUAUAGAAUUGGACGAUGACCCUCGUGUUCCCUUUGAGCGCCAGCUCGAUCACUUUAUUGCUGUUGUUAGAGGAGACAUACCCAUCAAGGGCGGACCAGGAUGUACGGGGGAAGAGGGUCUCGGAGUCAUUGCUGUAUGUGAGGCUGUCAUAGAGGCGUUGGAUGAUAGCGAAGGGGGGAGAGUAACUGUCAAGGUAUUAUAACAAUAUCUGUUCAUGUUUUCUAAUAUUGAGAAAUAAAGUACACGUGAUAUGGACUGUGCUGCCAAUUCAUUGCAGCAUGCGGAGGUCAGAGUCUCAAACGACUAAGUGUCCUCUUAGCAACUGGCCUACUGGUCUCUCAUCCAAUUUCUACGUUAAUUUGAAUAAGUCACUAAUUAUGUAUUCCACCUAUUCAUUCGAAUAGCUAGCAGAUACGCGUAAUCUGAGCCCUAGAUGCGCUCUGCCAUCCCUUAUAUGCCAAAGAGGGACAAACUUUAAAAAAGCCUCUAUACUCUAAGCUUAAUAAGCUAGAGGCAGACAUUAUAUAAUGACUAAUGGCCUCGAAUAGUUGUAGAGAACUCCUCUAUGAGUCCAUGGCCUCAUGCUCGGAAGAGGAGAGAGGAAGGGCUGCCAUUGAGGUUCAGUGAAAAAGAUGUGCCUAGGUCCUAUAAUAUGUCUUAUGCAUCCAAGGGGUUAUGUUGAUGCCAUUCGACUAGUAGAACCGUAAGCUACUAGAAUAUAAUGCUUUUCAUCACACUCUUAUCGCACAUACCCCUGACGAGCUUUGAAUGUCCUAUGUAUUCUGAUACAGAAGAAUAUGGCCAUCCGCAGAUCCUUAAGCAUCGGCGCUCAAGCUGU
Xylaria bambusicola is the source of this 2058-nucleotide messenger RNA. RefSeq lists its product as uncharacterized. Gene Ontology annotation, molecular function: nucleotide binding. Lineage: Eukaryota; Fungi; Ascomycota; Sordariomycetes; Xylariales; Xylariaceae. The record is from RefSeq and is a predicted model, not a curated record. The coding region runs from base 229 to 1422 and encodes 397 amino acids. The transcript has a single exon.